AUGUUCACGGCUUCUGCUCGAAGCCGUCUCUCCACCACUCUCACACGGCCUCGUCUCGCUCCUACAAACUCUCUCCUUGCGCGCUCUGCUGCACAGGUUCCCAUCAUGGCUCGUCGCAAGGCUUCCACAGUCCCCGAGGGAUACGUAGAAGAUCUCUCCAAGGGCAAGAUGCUCCGAUUUGAAGAAUCACUCCCCCGCUUGCCGGUCCCCUCGUUAGAAGAUACCGGCCGCCGUUACCUGAAAUCCGUCCACGCCGUGGUUUCCGAGGCCGAGUACGAGCGUACCAAGAAGGCCGUUGAGGCCUUUAUCCGUCCCGGUGGUGAGGGUCAGCCUCUGCAGGAAAGACUGCUGGCUCGCGCCGCCGAUCCGAAGACCAAGAACUGGCUCACGGAAUGGUGGAACCACGCCGCCUACCUGGGCUACCGGGACCCCGUCAUUCCCUACGUCUCCUACUUCUACUCAUACAAGGACGACCGUAUGCGGCGGAACCCCGUCAAGCGUGCGGCGUCCAUCACGACCGCUGCUCUUGAGUUCAAGCGCCAGGUAGAUGAUGGCUCCCUGGAGCCCGAGUACAUGCGCAAACUGCCCAUGGCCAUGAGCUCGUACGAAUACAUGUUCAACUGCUGCCGUAUCCCCGCCGAGGGCGCCGACUACCCCAGAACGUGCUCCCCCGUCGGCGUUCUGACUGUCGCCAACCGUGACCUGUGGGCCGAUGCUCGGAAGAAGCUGUUGGCAGCCAACCCCGCCAACGAGCAGGCUCUGCGCGACAUCGAGUCCAGCGGCUUCGUCGUCUGCCUCGACGAUGCCACCCCUGUGACGCUGGAGGAGCGGGCUCACCAGUACUGGCACGGAGAUGGCACCAACCGCUGGUUCGACAAGCCCCUGCAGUUCAUCGUCAACGACAACGGCACCGCCGGUUUCAUGGGUGAGCACAGCAUGAUGGACGGCAGCCCCACCCACCGCAUGAACGAUCACCUCAACAACCUCAUCUUCAACAACAAGAUCGACCUCUCCGAGAAGCCCGUGCGCUCCAACCUGCCCGACCCCCGCCCCAUCGAGUUCCACCUGAACUCGGAGGUUCUCGAGGCCAUCGACGCGGCCUCCAAGGAGCACCGCCAGCAGAUGUCUGCUCACGAGCUCAAGGUGCAGUCCUACCAGGGAUACGGCAAGGGUCUCAUCAAGAAGUUCAAGUGCAGCCCCGACGCCUAUGUGCAGAUGAUCAUCCAGCUGGCGUACUUCAAGAUGUACGGCAAGAACCGCCCCACAUACGAGUCGGCCUCGACCCGCAAGUUCCAGGAGGGUCGUACCGAGACCAUCCGUAGCGUCUCUGACGAGAGCGUUGCCUUUUGCAAGGCCCAGGCCGACCCCUCCGUCCCCCGCGAGGAGGUCGUGCGCCUCUUCCGCGCAGCCCUUGCGGCUCACUCUAAGUAUACCGCCCUCGCCAGCGAUGGUCAGGGUGUUGACCGUCACCUGUUCGGACUGAAGAAGCUCCUGCGCGAGGGCGAGAAGCUCCCUGCUCUGUACGAAGACCCCGCCUACGCCUACAGCGGCUCCUGGUACCUGUCGACCAGCCAGCUGAGCUCGGAGUUCUUCAACGGCUACGGAUGGAGCCAGGUCAUCGACGAUGGAUUCGGAAUUGCUUAUAUGAUCAACGAGAACAGCCUCAACUUCAACAUUGUCUGCAAGCGCCUUGGAGCCGAGCGAAUGAGCUACUACCUCAACGAGGCGGCGACGGACUUGAGGGACCUGCUGAUGCCUGACCUGCUGGCCGAGAGCGAGAAGGCCAAGCUGUAA
Molecule: messenger RNA, 1794 nt
Organism: Aspergillus novofumigatus IBT 16806
Lineage: Eukaryota; Fungi; Ascomycota; Eurotiomycetes; Eurotiales; Aspergillaceae
Product: carnitine O-acetyltransferase CAT2
Exons: 5
Coding region: 1-1794 (597 amino acids)
Biological process (GO): carnitine metabolic process
Cellular component (GO): mitochondrion; peroxisome
Molecular function (GO): carnitine O-acetyltransferase activity
Source: RefSeq, a predicted model, not a curated record